CAAGGACUCAAAUCUCCUCAACCAGAACCAGCGAAGCGUGCGUGGACGCGUCCUAUUCUUCUUCCCUCCCCGACCUUUCCCCAACUUCUCCCUCCUUCAAAUCCGAUCUCCCCGCAAGGCCGCAAUCAUGCGCAACUCCACCGCCGCCCAGCCCUCUACUCCCUCCUCCGCCCCCGUCAUGUCCGGCUCAGGCCCCGCUUACGUGGCGCCGGCCUCUUCCACCCCCGUCGGCGGCGGAUACACCUACCCGGCGCCGGCCUCCUCCGGGGGCAGCGCCGGCUACGCCAGGAUCCCGACCUACCCCGCGCCCCCGUCGUCGUACCCCGCCACCAACCCUCCCACGCCGCAGGUCUCCACCAACGCCCCGGUCCAGGACCCCACGGCGCCGCCGUCUCCGCUGGCCAAGGCGGGCGAGCUCGUCGCGCGGCUCCGCGAGCAGGGCCAGGCGCUGAUGGCGGCGCGCCGGCCCUGGGCCGAGGUCUUCCGCGCGGCGGCCUUCUCCAGGCCACCGUCGCUCGGGGAGGCGCUCGCCCGGACGCGCCGCAACGCCGCCUACUUCCGCGCCAACUACGCGCUGGCCGUGCUCGCCGCCGUGGCGGCCUCGCUGCUCUGGCACCCCGGCACGCUGCUCGCGCUCGUCCUCCUCUGCGCCGCCUGGUUCUUCCUCUACUUCGCGCGGGCGCGGGUGAACCAGCCGCUCAGGGUCCUGGGGACGGAGUUCGACGACGGGACCGUGCUCGCCGCGCUCUGCGGGGUCACCGUCGUCGCCUUGCUCUUCACCAGCGUCGGCUGGAACGUCGUGGGCUCCGUCAUGGUCGGGGGCGCGCUGGUCGGCGCGCACGCCGCGCUCAGGACCACCGACGACCUCUUCCUCACGGAGCAGGAGGCCGCCGGGGACGGGCUGGUGGCAGCCGGGCCCAUCUUGCCCACCUAUGUCCGCAUCGUUUGAUUCAUUCGCGCAGCUGGGCGGUGUCAUUCAUCAAUCUUGAUGUUAUUGCUUGCAGACAGUAGCAAUUUUCCUUGUAAUUACCAUCACGAUGAUGUCUGAUAUUGGUUGUGGGUGUGUAAAGAUCUAUAUUUGUUCAGAAAGACAACUGCGAUAUCGCGCACA
Messenger RNA from Zea mays, 1111 nucleotides. RefSeq names its product prenylated Rab receptor 2. The coding region runs from base 128 to 949 and encodes 273 amino acids. The transcript has a single exon. Gene Ontology annotation, cellular component: endoplasmic reticulum; Golgi apparatus. Gene Ontology annotation, biological process: vesicle-mediated transport. The record is from RefSeq and is marked validated. Lineage: Eukaryota; Viridiplantae; Streptophyta; Magnoliopsida; Poales; Poaceae.